Messenger RNA from Camelina sativa (false flax), 1713 nucleotides. RefSeq names its product WAT1-related protein At5g13670. Gene Ontology annotation, molecular function: transmembrane transporter activity. Gene Ontology annotation, cellular component: membrane. Lineage: Eukaryota; Viridiplantae; Streptophyta; Magnoliopsida; Brassicales; Brassicaceae. The record is from RefSeq and is a predicted model, not a curated record.
UAACUUAUGUUUUCUUUCUUUUCCAUGUAACAAAAACAAAACAACUCUUUUCUAACCUUCACAUGAAAAAAGCUUUGUGCAGCAUAAUGAAGCUUAAGAGAGCAAGGCCAUUCAUAGCCAUUAUCUUCAUACAGUGUUUGUACGCAUUGAUGUCUAUAGUAGCAAAAUUAGCUUUGAACGUUGGAAUGAGCCCUCACGUUUUAGUUGCUUACCGGAUGGCAGUUGCGUCAGUUCUCAUUACUCCUUUCGCCCUCGUCCUUGAAAGGAACACAAGACCACGGAUGACCUUCAAAAUCUUCCUUCAAAUAGCUAUCCUUAGUUUAUUUGAGCCUGUGGUGGAACAAAACCUGUACUACUCAGGGAUGAAACUUACCACUGCCACUUUCACAUCGGCUUUGUGCAAUGCACUUCCUGCAAUGACAUUCAUAAUGGCCUGCCUUUUCAAGCUUGAGAAGGUAACAAUCAAAAAGCGUCACAGCCAGGCAAAGCUGGUGGGAACCAUGGUGGCUGUUGGAGGUGCAAUGCUCAUGACAUUCGUGAAAGGGAAUGUCAUUGAGCUGCCUUGGACAAAGAACUCAAAGGGUCUUAAUGGACAUUCACAUGCUAUGAGGAUUCCAAAACAGGACGAUAUAGCAAAAGGAUCAAUUAUGCUUGUAGCAAGCUGCUUCAGUUGGUCAUGUUACAUUAUUUUUCAGGCAAAGAUUCUGGCUCAAUAUCAAGCUGAGCUCUCGCUAACUGCUCUAAUGUGCAUUAUGGGGAUGUUGGAGGCUACUGUUCUGGGAUUGAUAUGGGAAAGGAAAAACAUGUCAGUCUGGAAAAUCAAACCAGACGUGACGCUUUUAGCUUCAAUAUAUGGGGGACUUGUCUCAGGGUUAGCAUACUAUGUUAUUGGAUGGACGUCAAAGGAGAGAGGGCCUGUUUUUGUGAGCGCAUUCAACCCGCUCAGUAUGGUUCUAGUUGCUAUUCUGAGCACCUUUAUUUUCUUGGAAAAUAUGUACCUAGGAAGGGUUAUUGGGUCAGUUGUCAUUGUCAUUGGGAUAUAUUUGGUACUGUGGGGUAAAAGCAAGGACAAGGGAGGGAAGCUUCAACCAAACGCUGGGUGUGCAGAGACUGUGGUAAAGAUUGAUGAACAGAAGGUUCCCACGCCUGAUAAUAACCGAGUAGUACCCACCAGUGACCAGAUAAUGAUCCCAACAAAGGCAGCAGCUCGAUCUCAGGAGUCAGUCUGAGACGCCGAUUUUGUUCCAUGAUCUCUCUAUAUAUACCGCUUAACAUUUUUGAUAGUAUUGAUAUGAUGGUUUGCCAGAAUAAGAGCAAGUAUUGGGCUACAGAAGUCUCAUAAAAGCUUAGAAUUUGGCUAUCCUUGCAGUAGUUUAUGUACUUUAGUAAAAGAACUAGACUUCAUCAUAGCAGUACACGCUUCUGAUUUAUUAUAUCAGAAGCUAUAGUUACAGAGAGAUUAAGAAUGGAUUUCACUUACGACAAAAACCUUCCAGUUGAUAACUUCUCUUCUCAAGAGGCCAAAGUGGCUGCAUCCUUCCCAUAGAUACGCUUAAGCUCAAGGCUGGCAACUUGAUAUGAAGCUGAAAAGAGACAUAAGUAGAACCAAUCAUUGGCUUUUGUAUCUUGUUGUCAUGCUCUAAGCAGCUAUAUCCUAUUAAAAUGUCUAUGUUGCAUUACUACCUUUCCAGAUGUUGAAAUUCUUAUGGUUGA